This is a messenger RNA of Symbiodinium sp. CCMP2456, 3630 nucleotides long. Lineage: Eukaryota; Dinophyceae; Suessiales; Symbiodiniaceae. The record is from the annotation of a GenBank genome assembly.
AUGGCCGCACUACGUGUUCUACUUUUGGGGCUGGGUGCACUCCUUUGCGACUGCUCCUUGCCGACUUACAUGACCGAUGUCCGCCGUGGACUUGCACUCGGCCUUCCGGCCUUUUCGCUCGUGGGUGGAACCCCGCUGCCGAUGCCGUGCGGGGUGAUGGUGGUGAUGACCUACGUGCCGCGAGUGGUGGCGCCCACGUCAGAAGUUAUGGGGAGUUGGCCUCCCAGGUGGUUUCUGGAUGCAGUUACUCUCGGCAGGGCGAUGAUCCAAGAUGGAGGCCGAGGACCUGAACUUGUGCUUGCCCUCGUUGCGGCCGUCUCUGGUCGGGGCUCGCCGGAGUACACGACCUUUGCCCUGCCUCUUAUCAGGGACAUUGCCCUUGAGCUUAAUGUGGUGGCCCCGACUGUGCUGAAUGGCUCGGUGAACCAGCUGCAGGGACUGUGCCACUUCGAGGGUUAUAUGUCGGCCUCGAGGUUGGAUGAUUGGCUUGAGUAUGUGGAGUACCACAUCCUCGUUGAGCACCUCCAGGCCCGCUACCCCUUGAUCACCAUGGAGUGGAACCGCCAAGUUCGCCUGGGAAGUGGACCGACGGAACCGGUCCCUUCGCGGCCGACCGACCGCGGGGAGGUGGCCGAGUUUAACAGGCUGGUGGGGCAGGGUACUCGUCGUCCUCGCCGCAGGGUCAGGGAGCACCCGCCGCCUAACAGCUGGGCUGCAGUGGUUGUGGAUGCCAUCCGGCUUUACCACGACCAAGGCUAUAUGGUGGGUGGUCUUGUGCAGGCAAUCGCCGCAUAUGUGGACACUCGCCGGUACGGGACUCACACGACCUUCGCUCAUCGUCAACUUCAUAUGAUACAGUCUCUGACGAGUGGCCUGCACAACCUCACUACCUCGGGUGGACUGGGCCAGGCUGCAGUGGCGGUGUCGUGCCUUCUUGGACGAGGGGGCAUACCGUGCCUGGUACUCGGGUCCGCGCUUGUUGCAGCCCAGCCACCUGACGAUGUCCCUCCGGAUGACCCUCGUGAGCCCACCGGCCUUGGGCAAGACGUGGUACUACCUCACUGGCUGGUCGCUGUCCUCGCCACGACGGAGAACAUGGUACAACGAGGGGUUGAUGGAUCGGGCAUUCAGGGCUUCCUCUUUGCCCUUGCUGCUACGCGAGAGACACCCGCCUACGUGCGCUUUGUGGAACAGUACCUCCGCGUCCUCCGCUUGCUUGUGCCCCUGCCGGACAUGGGGUCUCCGCCGACUUCUCCGGAUUCGGGCCUGGUGGAGAUGGCGUUGUUCGCGGACAACCACAUGCUGGGGGAGUUCCUGGUGGAGAACUAUGCCGCCGAGCUUGAGCUCCACCACCAACAGGUACUUGCAGGACGCCUUGGUACGGAUGAGGACUUAGGCCCGACGCUGGGUGAGACACCGACCCAGAGAGAGCGCCGCGAGCAGUACAACCUUGUUCGCAGAGACUCUGCGAUGCUCAGGCGCUUGCGCCAGGCGGAGCACCCACUGCCGGACCCUCGGGGCCAUCGACUUUCCUGGGUUGGGGAGGCCUUGCAGAUGAUUGUGGACGAACAGGCGCAGGGGUUUGACAUGGCGCCGUGCCUCCCUCUACUCCGAGCAUGCGUGGCCAACAGGCGCUUCGCGGAGUACGAACAAGGAGCGGCGGGUUACCUUGGGGAGCUCGAGCAUGAGGCGACUGAGUUGUGGCAUGCGCCGCAGUACCGCUGCCCGGAGAACUUGGCAACCUGGGUGGCCAGCAUGGAAGAAAGGCUGUGGCAUGCCUUUGUACUGCACGGCCUGGACCUACGCGGCUGCCGACAUGUGCCCAGCUCGUCGAGUUCCUCCUCCUCGUCUGCCGUUCAGGAUGAGGAUAUGGAUGAUAUCAACUCCCUGGUUCAGACGGCUAAGAAGUGGCUGAAGGGAAGGGAUUCAAGGCGUCGGCGACAAGCACCACGACGAGGACACCGGGAUGAUCGGGGAUCGGUGACGCCAUCGAGACCGCGCAGGACCAACGAUAGCACCCCACCUGCUUCCUCUACGGCGCCAAGGUGCACCACCGAAGUUGUGCACUUGAGCAAUGUGGCGGAGCGGGCGGAAGACCGCCGAGCGAUCGCCAAGCCCUACCCGAUGCCCAAGCACAAGCCAGCGCCGUCGGCUCUCCCCUCUUCCGUGACUGGUGCGGUGUCUUCGGGGGAGGGAAGGCGUCUACCUAGCCUGUCCAUGGAUCAGGCCAUCGACACUUGGUUGGCGGUUCUGGGACUACGACCGAGAGACGCACCCCAAGAUGGCCUACUGCUCCCGAGAGCCACCAUGGAUAACAUCGGCAGCACCUUCCUGGAGCAACCCCAGGCCGAUAGGACGACACUCCUGCUGGCCAUGGGGCGUCUUACUACCAUGCUUCUUGGUGCCAUGGGGGACGCGGUGGCUGUGGCGCAGGCGGCUAGUGACAGCAGAGCACGUCGAGAGCGCCAGCGACGCGGAGAGGGCGAGCUGGUUGAGGUGGAAGUGGAUGAGGACGAUGAUGACACGAUCUACAUGCAGAUGCCUGCGGUCGCCGACGGGGGCUCCACACUAGCUGGCUCUGACGUGCGCCGCGAGGGUGAUGAGGGCUCGCUGAUGCAGGGCAGCAUCGACCAAGCCCGAUGGGGAGGCUUGCUGGACGAGCUCAUCAGGGCCCUGGAAGCGGCCCCCAAACAAGCAGGCCAAAGGGUUGCGGAAUGGCUGGUGGACUGGGUGGACCAUCGUUGUGCCAAUGCUGCCGGAGGCUACCUCUUGGGGCAUAUGGGUGGAUUGGUGGCUGAAGUCACUGCUGCUCUGGCGACGUUUGUUGGCCCGCAGGAUGACCAAGACUGGGGGCUGGCGAGUGACGAAGAGGUCCGUCUGGGCAUGCAGUGGGCCAUGCGACUGCAACCGUACUUGGCUCAGCACCCGGGCAGCAGACAAGCCAGGGGACUUCGCCCGGAACAGCGACCAGUGAUGCUGUUCAUGAGGGUCCCGGACUCCCCGGAGGAGUCUGACGCCGAGCCCUCAGUGGUGAGUGCUCAUGAAGGACAACGAGGAGCUGGCCAUGAUGUCACACGUGCGGUGGAGCAAGAUUUGCAUGGGGAUCUACCGGCGCAGGAGCUGGACUCCGUGAUUGCCGCGCAGAGGGACUCUGGCUACCUGGCACCACUACAUGAUCCUCGCCCGGAUGCCGAAGAAGAUCGCCAGGAGGCGGAGACGAACUACCUCGCGGGCCUCCGCACCCCGACCACACCGCCGCGCAAGCAGCGGGUGCUGACAAUGGAGGUCUCGACGGGAAGCUCGGAUCGGCCUCGGCUCCUUCGUUUUCCGGUGGACCCGGUUGGGGUGGCGGAGGUCCGGAUCCGCAUGGAGCUGCUCGAGGAGGAGGACCAGGACGGCAUCGAGACCCAGCUGUUGCCAGGAGCGGGGCAUGUGCAACCUGCUACUGGGCCCACGCCUGUGGAUCUCGACCUCCAACGAGCUUUGUACCUCUCGGCUGGCGGACAGACGGGGGUUGUGGAUACUCAGUUGGACGAGGGUGGCCACUUGGCGGAGCGUGGGGAUGUGUCCUAUGUGGAGCCGACGGACGAUGGUGACGAAUGUGCGGCGGAUCGAGGGCAGACGGAGUGA